AUGGGAACAGGGGAUAGACUUCUAGAUAUACCAUGUAAAGUUUGUGGAGAUAGAAGUUCAGGAAAACAUUACGGAAUCUAUAGUUGUGAUGGUUGCUCGGGAUUUUUCAAACGCAGCAUUCAUCGUAAUCGGGUGUAUACAUGUAAAGCUACAGGUGAUAUGAAAGGGCGAUGUCCUGUUGAUAAAACACAUCGAAAUCAAUGCAGAGCGUGUAGAUUAAACAAAUGCUUUCAAGCUAGUAUGAAUAAAGAUGCUGUUCAGCAUGAAAGAGGACCACGUAAACCAAAAAUACAACAUGCGCCCAAUUCGCAGAUUCACCGUUCUCCAACAAUUUCACAUUCCCUCCAACACCUUACAGUCCCCAGUGAUACGAAGCUUUCUAUAACAAGCACAACUGCCGGUUCCACUAUUCCCGGCGGAUUCCAUUUCACUCCAGCGGGGAUAUUCACACCUCCUCCUCCGCAUCCAAUGAAGGGUUUAACACUGCCCCCUCCACCAGUUUCAAGUCCGUCUGUUGAUGCUGUUACUGCUUUGCAAUUACCACCCAUGUUUCAUCAUCCUACGAUGCCACCGCCACCGGGUCUUUUACAUAUUUUGAUGUCCGCAGAAAAAUGUCAGGAGCUAGUGUGGGGUACAAAAUUAUCGCAACUAGAAUCGCCAUCAAGCGAUCCUGGAAUGAUGUCAAGUCCAACAGGAUUACCUUUAGCAACAAGCCCACCUCUAGCUCCAUUACCGCUUACUCCAACCUGGGAAAUGCUACAGGAAACUACGGCUAGACUUUUAUUUAUGGCUGUUAGAUGGGUAAGGUGCUUAGCUCCAUUUCAAACGCUAAGUAAACACGAUCAAUUGUUACUCCUACAAGAAUCGUGGAAAGAAUUGUUUUUAUUACAUUUGGCUCAAUGGUCAGUUCCAUGGGAUUUAUCAACGUUACUAGGUUGUUCACAAGCCAGAGAGAGACUGCCAGCUGAUUUACACACUGCAACUGAAAUAAAAACAAUACAAGAAAUAAUGUGCCGUUUUCGACAAAUAUCUCCAGAUGGCAGUGAAUGUGGCUGCAUGAAAGCUAUCCUACUUUUUACACCAGAAACAGCUGGCCUUUGUGAUGUUCAGCCGGUAGAAAUGUUGCAAGAUCAAGCUCAAUGCAUUCUAGGAGAUUAUGUCAGAACGAGAUAUCCCAGACAACCUACUCGAUUUGGAAGAUUAUUACUGUUAGUUCCAAGUUUAAGAGCGAUAAGGCCGAUCACCGUAGAAUUACUCUUCUUCAAAGAGACUAUUGGUGAAAUACCCAUAACACAAUUAUUAGGAGAUAUGUAUUAUAUGGAAAAAUGUGCUUCCAAUCCAUAA
This is a messenger RNA of Diorhabda sublineata, 1344 nucleotides long. It is a transcript of the gene dsf, whose product is annotated as protein dissatisfaction. The transcript has 8 exons. Gene Ontology annotation, biological process: cell differentiation; anatomical structure development; regulation of transcription by RNA polymerase II. Lineage: Eukaryota; Metazoa; Arthropoda; Insecta; Coleoptera; Chrysomelidae. The record is from RefSeq and is a predicted model, not a curated record. Bases 1 to 1344 code for a protein of 447 amino acids. Gene Ontology annotation, molecular function: nuclear receptor activity; zinc ion binding; RNA polymerase II cis-regulatory region sequence-specific DNA binding.